AGCAGUUUCCUGAGGCUGUGCUCUGUCUUCUGAGGAAGCAGCAUGGAGGAGACGGUGAGAGAUCGUCUGCUGGGAACCCUGGAAGACCCAGGAGAAGAGUUUGAGACAUUUAAAUCCUUCUUGCAAGUGAAAUUCAGUUGCAAGAAGGCUCUGGAAACAUCCCCUGGAGCACCCUGCAGGUGGCAGACCCCAGAGACCUAACUGACGAGCUGCUCCAUGGCUCCAAGGAGGACGAUGGGGUGGAGGUGACUAGGGAGGUGCUGAGGGCCAUAAGCCAGCAAGACCUGGCAGAGAGAUUGACAAAAACAACAGGAUCUGAGAGAAGGAGAGCACUCCAGGACCUCCUGUCCAAGCUGAAGAUGGACCAGCACAAAAGCACAAAGCUGGGGUUGAGGGAUCUUCAGGAAAUCAACCCAGAAAGUCUAAAAGACUGGACUCCUCAGGCAUUAGGGGAUUUACCAUGGCAUUUUCUGAGGAAGGUCAUGGCUCUGAAUGGGAUGGCCAGAAAUGCAAACUUUUGGCGGGGAGCAACUGGUGACCAAGCCAGCAGUGAGGACAAUGGUGGACAAGGUGACGGUGGCAAUAUUCUUCACCACAGCAACUCAGAUGCCAGAGCUUCUCUGCACCCCCUCGACAUUCUCUGUGCUGUUCUGCUUUGCUCAGACAGUUUCCUACAGCAGGAGAUCCUGUCCAGAAUGUCCAUCCAGUUUGCCCUCCCUCUGCUGCUACCUGCCCUCGACACCCCCAAGUGCACCCUAAUGCUGUGGGCCAUGAGGGACAUUGUGAGGAAGUGGAGGCCGCACUCCCUGGCAGAGAGCAGAGGGUUCAGAGAGGGGAGCCUGGUGCUCACAGCAAUGCCAACAAUUUCCUUUGUGCAGCUGGGGAGCUGCAGCUUCUCCAAGUCCAAACUCCUCAAUAUGGUUCUCAGCCUCUCCCAGCAGCACCACGAUUUCUUCAUCCAUCGGGACAUGGAGUCUGGGAACAUCCCUCAGGAAAUGGCAGAUGGGCUGGUUGAGAUUUCCUGGUAUUUCCCUGGGGAGAAGGAGAGUUCAGAUCUUUUCCCAGAGCCUGUCGCAGUUACAAACCUGCGCAGAGACAUUGAGUCGCACUGGCUGCAGUUCAGCUUUUUAACACAGGUCUCCUCAGCAGUGUUCAUAGUUACUGAGAGCAUCAGUGAGAGACAAUAGGCACUGUUAUCAUCCCUGCAGGGAUCAGCCACUAAAUACAACUUCAUCCUCAAUUACGAAUCUGGCAAAUGGAGUGAAACUCAGGAAUUCCUUAAUAAAUUAACCCCAGUGCUGAAGCUGAACAAAUUCAAUGUGCUGGAGAAAAGCAACAGCACAAAUGAGACAGAAUUUGUAGAAAAUCUCCAGCGCAUGAUACGAAGCAUAAUGAACUCCUCUAACAAGAGAGUAAAUAUGAAAGACAUGGCUAUGGCAGCACGUGAAUUAGGUGUCCAGGUAGAUGAGGACUUUAAGGAAUGUCAGAGCAGACGCAAGUGGGCUAGAGAAAUUACCAUGAAUAUGAGAGAUGUGACCAAUUGCAAGGCAGAAAUGCUGAAACUCCAAGGAGAUCUGUGGAAUACCAUGACUAAAGUAGAAAAAGAGCUGUGCAGAAUGAAAGAACAAGGAACUGUCCCUCCUGAAGACUAUAAAAUGCAGCUGAAAGAAAAAUUGUCAGAGCUUCAUGCCCAGCAAAAUAGUUGUGAGCUUAACGAUGGGCUGAUUAAAUUUAUCAAUGGACUAGAACAACUGACUGCAGUGGAAAAACAUCACUUCCUCAAAUGGCUGAAAUAUACUCUGGAUCACAUUGCUAAGGAUGAACAUUCCACGUUACAAGCUCAGUAUAAUGCUUUGGCAGGUGACCCACAACAGCUAGAAGAACUGGGUGAAUUAAUCUCUGCCAGUUCCUUGGUUGUGGAGGGCAGAGCACUGGGAAAUCCACCCUCCUCAACACCACGUUCGGCCUGCAGUUUGCAGUGAGCAGUGGCCGAUGUAUGCGAGGAGCCUUCAUGUCCCUCAUUCAAGUGGCAGAGAACUU
Messenger RNA from Gopherus flavomarginatus (Mexican gopher tortoise), 2040 nucleotides. Its product is annotated as up-regulator of cell proliferation-like. NCBI's taxonomy places the organism in Eukaryota, Metazoa, Chordata, Testudines, Testudinidae. The record is from RefSeq and is a predicted model, not a curated record.